Messenger RNA from Miscanthus lutarioriparius, 1593 nucleotides. Lineage: Eukaryota; Viridiplantae; Streptophyta; Magnoliopsida; Poales; Poaceae. The record is from the annotation of a GenBank genome assembly.
AUGGCCAUGGAGCCCGUGCUGAAGGUGGUUCUAGGCUCGGCGGCGUUCGCCGUCUUCUGGGUGCUGGCGGUGUUCCCGGCGGUGCCGUUCCUGCCCAUCGGCCGCACGGCGGGCUCCCUUCUCGGCGCCAUGCUGAUGGUGCUGCUGGGCGUGAUGAGCGCCGACGAGGCGUACGCGGCGGUGGACCUCCCGAUCCUGGGCCUGCUGUUCGGCACCAUGGUGGUGAGCGUGUACCUGGAGCGCGCCGACAUGUUCCGUCACCUGGGCCGCCUGCUCUCGUGGCGGAGCCAGGGCGGUCGCGACCUGCUGGUGCGCACCUGCGCCGUGUCGGCGCUGUCCUCGGCGCUCUUCACCAACGACACCUGCUGCGUGGUGCUCACGGAGUUCAUCCUCAAGAUCGCGCGGCAGAACAACCUGCCGCCGCGGCCCUUCCUGCUGGCGCUGGCGUCCAGCGCCAACAUCGGCUCCGCCGCCACGCCCAUCGGGAACCCGCAGAACCUGGUGAUCGCGGUGCAGAGCGGCAUCUCGUUCGGGCAGUUCGUGUUCGGCAUCCUCCCGGCCACGCUCGUCGGCUCCGUCGUGAAUGCGGCCGUCCUGCUGGCGCUGUACUGGAACCAGCUGGACGGUGGAUGCAAGCCCGCUGGUGGACGUGGAGCGGAGGAGGUGGUCGCCGUGCCUACCGAGGUCGUGGAGGAGGAGGACGUCACGUCGCACCGGUUCUCGCCGGCCACCAUGUCGCACCUCCUCCGCCGCGGCUCCCAGCAGCAGCGGCAGCAGGGGGCCGCAGGCUACGACGAGGCGGUGCUGGUGCCGGUGGUGGUGCAUCAGGACCCCGUCAAGCCGGCCAACGGCGUCCACCACAGAAGGAACGGUACCACGACCGCACCAGGAGCCGCAGCGGUGGUGAACGGCAAGGACCCCGUCAAUCCCUUGCACGAAGACGACGCCGCCGCCGCCGCCGACGACGGCGGCGACGACUGGAACAGCAAGGCGUGGAAGACGUGCGUGUACGUGAUCACGCUGGGCAUGCUGGUGGCGCUGCUGCUGGGUCUCAACAUGUCGUGGAGCGCCAUCACCGCCGCGCUGGCGCUCAUCGUGCUCGACUUCAAGGACGCCCGCCCCUGCCUGGAGAAGGUGUCGUACCCGCUGCUGCUCUUCUUCUGCGGGAUGUUCAUCACCGUGGACGGAUUCAACAAGACGGGCAUCCCCAGCGCGUUCUGGGAGUUCAUGGAGCCGUACGCGCGGAUCGACACGCCCACGGGGACGGCCGUGCUCGCCGCCGUCAUCCUCCUUCUGUCCAACGUCGCGUCCAACGUCCCGACGGUCCUGCUUCUGGGCGCGCGCGUUGCGGCGUCGGCGGCGGCCAUCUCCCCCGCCGCGGAGACCAACGCCUGGCUCAUCCUGGCCUGGACGAGCACGGUGGCCGGCAACCUCUCCCUGCUGGGCUCCGCCGCCAACCUGAUCGUGUGCGAGCAGGCGCGCCGAUCCCAGCAGUACGGCUACACGCUCUCCUUCUUCAGCCACCUCCAGCUCGGCUUCCCGGCGACGCUCGUCGUCACCGGAAUCGGCCUGCUGCUCAUCAGAACCUACUGA